Molecule: messenger RNA, 2309 nt
Organism: Oldenlandia corymbosa var. corymbosa
Lineage: Eukaryota; Viridiplantae; Streptophyta; Magnoliopsida; Gentianales; Rubiaceae
Source: the annotation of a GenBank genome assembly
GUCCGACCAAAAAUUACUUUAAAAAAAAAACCAAAAAACCAAACAAUCCCUUGAAAUAUUUUCCAUUCUUCCACGAGCUCUUUCCCCUGAACAGCAAGGAAGAAGAAGAGGAGGAGGAAUCGAGGAUUGAAUUUGGAUCGAUCGAUAUUGUAUUUGUGAUAAAAACGGGAAUCAAAGAUUUUGGGGUGAGGAUCAGGAGGAAUAAUAAUGGGGAUCAGAUUUAUAUUGAUGGUGAACAAACAAGGGCAGACGAGAUUAGCCCAGUACUACGAGUACCUCACCAUUGAAGAAAGACGUGCCCUUGAAGGUGAAAUCGUCCGCAAAUGUCUCGCUCGAACUGAGCAACAGGUUCUUUCUUAUUCCCACUUUCAUCCCUUUUCCCUUUUGAUUUUUUUUUUUUUUUUUUGGUUAAUCAAAUUGGGGAAUUCUUACCUCGGAGAUUGAAAGUGAAAAUAUUUGGAGUUGUGGUACUACUUGCUGAGGAGUGAUGUGAUUGGGUUUUGUGUAUGAAUCUUUUUCUUGCUUUAAACCUGUUAAUCUAGUGCGGAUCAAAUUGCAUUAUGAUUUCUUGUGUUGUUUGUAUCUUCAUUAUUGGAGUAGUCUACCCAUUUGAUUGAAAACAAUGCCCUCUUCCUUUCUUGUACAAAUUGAUUCUUUUUCGGGGGCUUUUUGGUGAGGUUACAAGAAAAUUUUGGGCAUUACUGGGAUAAUUGUGCAUCCGAGCUGUCUCUGUUGUGGUUUUCUAAAUAUCACAUUUAUUCCUUUUGCUGAGGAAAUAUGGAAAAGAAUCGUUUUUUGUUAUAAAAGAGGAGUAAAUUAAAAGUUUUGAGCUACAUUAAAGUUUUAGUUAGCAUGCUUCAUCUAGUUAAAGUGUUGAAUACUAUCAUCUGUUCUUGUGCGCUGAUGGUUUUAAAACCAACUUUUAGGGGAAACGAUAUAUCUUAUGAGGUACUGUACUAGGAUUUGGAAUUUAGAUUCUAAUAAGGAUGAGACUUCUUCUUUGUUACAGUGUUCAUUUGUUGAGCACCGAAAUUACAAGAUUGUCUACAGGCGAUAUGCAUCAUUAUUCUUCUUGGUUGGAGUUGACAAUGAAGAAAAUGAACUUGCAAUCUUAGAGUUCAUACACCUGUUGGUUGAAACCAUGGAUCGGCAUUUUGGCAAUGUGUGUGAAUUGGAUAUCAUGUUCCACUUGGAAAAAGCACACUUUAUGCUGGAAGAAAUGGUCAUGAAUGGGUGUAUUGUUGAGACUAGCAAGUCUAAUAUUCUUGCCCCAAUACAGCUGAUGGAAAAAGCUUCAUAAGGAAAUUAUACAAAAUUUCUGUAGCAAUCCAUAGAGUUCAUAUGUAACUGUUCCAUUGUGUAUUUUGUUUUGUUUUUUGAGUACUUAUUCAUGUCAUGAAUAUUGCUCUUGCAAUUAUUUUAAAUGAUGUAGUUUUGUUCGGCAAGUGGACAAGCAUGAGUUGUUUUCCGUUUGAGCCUUAGGACUCUGCAUCAUGUUGUAUUUGCUUUUUGUUGAUUACAGAAAUGAGUUGGAAAUUGGGUUAUAAUCUUGGCAAAUUGUAAAACAGUAUUGCGUUCGAGGCAUGAAUAUCCAGCUACUCUUCGAGAUGAAGGGUGUUAAAACUCUAGAAUUCUUUGCCCCUCCCUUUGGGCAUUUACAAAGAAUGCAUUCCACUAUCUGCAAUAUAUGCGGUCAUGUUUCAUAUUUCCAUGUGUAUGUACAAAAGUGCAGGUAAUUCUACAACAAUGCAGCAAGCUGCAGAGAUUUCAACUACCCUCAUGAAAAUAUGCUUGUACUCAGCGUAUUCAGGGGGCCAUAUCAGAUAGCUGCCGGCCUCCCAUCUUUUCUAGGAUCACUUACUGCCGUCAGCAUCCCGAGGACCCCAUUGUUUGAUAUCUUUCCUAGUUUCCUGCCAGAAUUGAUUGGCCUCUGAAAGGUUUGAACUAUAAGUUGGCAAAUUGCACCCCCUGAUUGAGCCUUUAGCUGGUGACCCCUCUCUGCUAAGAAGUGCCUCUUUUCUUCAGAGAGUUCAAUGUGCUCGCCAUCGAUAAUCGUCCAGUUCUCAUACAAAACGAUAUUUGGGAUCAGCUGCACAGAUAGAGGUGGACUUGAACAUAUGAUUUAAACACCGUUGUUCAGUGAACUGAAGAUUUAGCCAAGCAAAUUACCUUGUGGUAAACUCUAGGACUUUGCACAGCCUCUAGAGGUUGCAUUCCCAGGAUGAAAUGGUUGAUGAAGACCUGCAGAACUGCUGGAAUAAUGUUCAUGCCACCACUACCACCAAUCACCCCAGCUAGCUGAUUAUCCU